Sporothrix brasiliensis 5110 is the source of this 888-nucleotide messenger RNA. RefSeq lists its product as uncharacterized. Gene Ontology annotation, molecular function: RNA binding. The transcript has 5 exons. Bases 1 to 888 code for a protein of 295 amino acids. NCBI's taxonomy places the organism in Eukaryota, Fungi, Ascomycota, Sordariomycetes, Ophiostomatales, Ophiostomataceae. Gene Ontology annotation, biological process: mRNA processing; regulation of mRNA splicing, via spliceosome. Gene Ontology annotation, cellular component: spliceosomal complex. The record is from RefSeq and is a predicted model, not a curated record.
AUGGCAACCGGCGUGGACGCGAAGCUCCUCAAGAGCACAAAGUUUCCACCCAUCUUCAACCAGAAGGUGGACACACAGAAGGUCAACCUACAGGUGAUGAAAAAGCACGGCUCCCCUGCACUCUCCGACAUCCUGGGCAACGAUGACGAUGUCGUCAUUGAACUCUGCUGCAACCUGAUAGAGAGCGCUCGACACCCCGACAUCAAGUCCCUUCAGAUCCAGCUUACCGGCUUCCUCGAAUCCCAGACCCCCGAGUUUUGCAAAGAGCUAUGGACUCUGCUUCUCAGUGCCCAGUCCAGCCCACAGGGCAUUCCAAGAGAACUCUUGGAGGCAAAGAAGAUGGAGCUGAUCCAGGAAAAGAUUGAGGCUGAGAAAGCCGCCGAUGAAGCACGCCGGAAACGCAGCGAAGUCGGCCGUUUUGACCGCGACCGGCCACCCCAGGGUGGGGACCGAGGAGACUCGUGGAGGGGUGGUGCUGGCGGAGGACGCCGUGGUAACGACAGCCGUCGUGGCCGGAGGUCGUUCCGCGGAAACGAUGGCUCAGGGGGCGGCGGUGGCCAGGGCGGUCGUGGCGGAGACCGCGAUCAAACACCGCCAGGGCGCGGGCGUGGCAAGUUCCGGAGCGAUCGUGGUGAUGGAUUCCGAUCCGCUCAACACGAUCUCUAUGUUCCCAACGACCGCCUCACCAUCCCGGUCAUCCUCUUACUCUCGCUCUCGCUCAACCUCUCGCUCAACCUCAGAACGUUUUGGCUCAUCAUACUCUCGCUCUCGCUCUCGGUCCGAAUCUCGAUCCCGCUCUCGGUCGCCUCCUCGUCACCGUGCUCAGGAUACCGAAGCCAGUGCCAGUGGAGACAAGCGGUUCCGGUCGCCACCUCGGACGCAACGUGA